Phanerochaete carnosa HHB-10118-sp is the source of this 1646-nucleotide messenger RNA. RefSeq lists its product as uncharacterized. The transcript has a single exon. NCBI's taxonomy places the organism in Eukaryota, Fungi, Basidiomycota, Agaricomycetes, Polyporales, Phanerochaetaceae. The record is from RefSeq and is a predicted model, not a curated record. Bases 391 to 1497 code for a protein of 368 amino acids.
CCGCCCCGCAAGCGCGCAGCGUCGCCCGAGAGCGUCGUCGGCUCGUACCUGUCGUCGCACCACUCGGACGAAGCGAGCGAGGGUCCGGGAGACCGUCAAGAAGCGCUCUCGGUUGAACGCGUCUGGGACGAAGAGGCGUCGCCGCUGUCUGUAUCCUCGGUCCUCUCCGACACCGGAUCGAGCUCGUCGAGGCACACUGCGAUCCGCGUCACACCGUCUCGCGCGUCCACGCGGCAGCAGCAGCGGCGGCGGCGACGACUGUCGUCCCCGCCAGCGACCAUACCCGGGUUCAACAUUCCUGAAGACGAGGUCUCUCCCGCGGACUCGAUAUCGCUCGUCGGCGUGAGCGUGCGGGAGCAGGUCGUCGAGCAGACCGCGGAACCGCGCUCCAUGCUGCUCGCGCCUGUCGGCGGCGGCGGGAGCGCGCACGAGUCGAUCGAGAUGCCUGUCCCGCUGAGGGCGUCGCCGUUCGAGGGCUCCCUGGCCGACCUCAUGGCGGACCAUGCGCCGCCCGCGGAGCCAGCAGAGGCGACCCAGGUCAGGUACCCGGUCGUGGAGAAGGUGGACGAUGGCACGAGUCCGUUGGUGUUCGAGGACGAGCUGGCUGCGCCGACGGCUGUGCAGACGACCGUUGAGCCUGAAGCCGUCGAGGCACAAGAGGAGGAAGCGGCUGCGACCUCUGAGAAAGCCGUGUCACCAAUGGUCCCGCCCACAGAGGCCGCUGCGGCGUCUACCACCGAGAAGGCCGUGUCGCCGGUGGUUCCGGCCGGACCCGACGUUGACGUGGCAGCUGCUACGCCACAAGUUCCUGCCAGGGUCGAGAUGGGCACCUCGCCUCUCGUCUUUUCCUCCACGCCAAUGCCUCUGGAAGUUGAACUUGUCGACGCUCCGGCAGAAGAAGGGCUGGAAGCGCAGGUGGAAGAGCCAAUCUUGGAGCAAGUACAAGAGUUCGAUGAUCCAGCUCCGGAUCAGCCGGCUGAGACAGCCGAAAAAGGCAUUUCGCCGAUGGCGCCGCCGUCAGUCCUUGAGGACGAGGAGGAUGUCUCCCCUGCAUCGACCGUGAAGCCUCUGCCCACUAGGGUCGAUGUGGCAUGCGAGACGGAGCCUGUUGCGGACGAUACCGCCGCGCCUGAACCAGUCGCCGAGGCUGAGCCCUCCGUCGUGGUCGAGCCUUCUCCAAUGCAAGAAGCUCCCGUCCCAACACCUUUAGCGCCCACGGGCGUCUCGGAGGAGAGCGAAGAAACCGACGAGGCCGCCGAAGAGGUGUCGCCUGCGUCGACUGUGAGGCCUCUCCCCGCCAAGAUCGACGUUGGAUGUGGGACGGAACCUGUCGAAGACGCCACUGUCGCACCCGAACCAGUCGUCGACGUCGAGGCUCCUGCGGAAGAGGCCCCUGCGCCCGCCGCAGAGGUUGAGCUCGAAACAGAGCAGGACGAUACCGCACCUCCCCCAGAAGCCUCUGUAAGUGCUGUCUUGCCUCCCUCAAACGAUUGCUGAGCCGUUGGCAGGAGCCCGAACAAGCCGAGGUUGAUACUGCUGCCGACGCGGUACCUGAAUCCAUUGACGAAGAACCAGCAACGGAAGCGCCCCCGGAACUCGCGCGAGACGUUGUUACCCCACCAGAUAGCCCCGCUCCAGUAAGUGAC